AUGAGUUCAUGUGGAUCUGGACCUGUGCUGCAGACACAUUUAUCAAGAAAUGCUGGAACUAAUAAUGAUCUUAAUGUUUCAGAAGUGAGGGGACUUUUAAACUACAAGCUGUCCUGCUGUGUAAAUGCUUUGCUUCAGUCCUUUUCUGCCACCACUGAACUACUGGACAUACUGAACAAAUGGCAUCCAUCAAAUGGGACUGAUAAGAGUAAUGUCCCACUGCAGUUGAAGAAUAUCCUGGAAGCCAUGAGGAACAAAUCAUAUCCUGCUCCAUACAAAGACUUCCUCAACUGCCUCUACCGCCAAGCCAUUCAACGAUGGACUGAGCAGGAUGCAGAUGAAAUAUUCCACAUCAUCCUCAGUCUCACUCAGAAGCAGAUAGCUGAUGCUGUUCUGGCACAGGAAAUCAGCAGUCUCUAUGAAAUAAAGUUGGAGACCCAGGUGGGGUGUUUAAAUUGCAAAUUCAUCCAACGAAUGCCCAACUCUCUUUUUAGCCUUCCUUUGGCGAUCUGUGAAAGGGAAAACUCCUUGGAAAACUGCAUCAACUCUUUUUUCCAGCUACAAAAACUGGCGGACAGUGAGAAGGUUUACUGUGAGAAGUGUGAAAAAAAGCAGCCAUCCACUUAUGAGUUGAAACUUGUCUCAUUGCCUCCGAUUCUGUGUGUCCACUUGAAAAGAUUCAGAAACGAUGAUGGCUUCCCAAGGAAACUCUACAACAAAGUCACCUUCCCUGAAACGUUUAGAACUGCCAUUUUUGCUGCAGGACAAUCAGAAGCUGAAUGUCUCAGUUCUGAUGAGCAUUACAGUCUCUAUGCAGUAGUUGUGCAUAAGGGAACUACCGUGUCUGGUCACUACACUGCUUUCAUCAGUCCAAAUCAGGAAAAGAUGUGGUAUUAUGCUGAUGACAACUGCGUGCGACCAUCCACAUGGACAGAUGUGCAGGGCACAUAUGGAGGGUACCGUCAGCGCUAUGGAGAGACAGCCUACCUGCUUCUGUAUAGGAAGAAUAGCUGAAUUCAUCUGGAAAACUGUUGGGAACAUGCACGGAAGCACUUGAUGAACACUAUAUGAAUGAAUGCAGAGAAUAUUCCAAGAAUAGGAUUAAAGUCUAUUUAUAUUUUAAGUAUGAAGAGGGGUGUUUAAGAAUGUAAGUCAGUAUAUUUUCAUGUUGACUGGGGUUAUAAAGGACAGUAUUUUGUAUAGGAGUAUGCUGCCAGAGCAUAUUUUGUGGAUUUU
Messenger RNA from Carassius carassius (crucian carp), 1236 nucleotides. RefSeq names its product ubl carboxyl-terminal hydrolase 18-like. The coding region runs from base 1 to 1014 and encodes 337 amino acids. Lineage: Eukaryota; Metazoa; Chordata; Actinopteri; Cypriniformes; Cyprinidae. Gene Ontology annotation, molecular function: cysteine-type deubiquitinase activity; cysteine-type endopeptidase activity. The transcript is spliced from 10 exons. Gene Ontology annotation, biological process: protein deubiquitination. Gene Ontology annotation, cellular component: cytosol; nucleus. The record is from RefSeq and is a predicted model, not a curated record.